AUGCCUUUACAAUUGGCCUGUAUUAAUGAGAAUCAUAUUGCAGUUGUACAAUAUUUGAUAGAUAGAGGCGCCGAUGUGAAUGCACAAAAAUGGUCUAAAAAACAUAGUGUUGAUAAAUCACAAGCAGUAGCGGGCGCCACAGGCUCCACAGCACUUCAUGUUGCAUGUGCCAAUGGAUGUACAAAAAUUGUUGAUUUACUAUUAAGAAAUGGAGCUAAAACAAAUGUUCGAGAUAAGUACAGUUCUCGACCAGUAGACGUAGCCGCCGCCAAGAAUCAUACAGAAAUUGUCCGCCUUUUGGAAACUUUCGAAUCGAUGGAAAUGAUGUUACAAGGUUUACAAGAGGGGAAAGAUCAUCAGCAACACAAUAGACAGCAGAUAACUAAAUCAUCCAAAAGAGAUCGAUUAAGAAGGCCUAGUUUACCCUGUGUCAUUGAAGCACAACAACAAGGAUUAGAUAUACCUGAUAUAUCCACUUUGCCGCCACCGAGACGUAGUUUCAACGUAUCAGUGAGACCUUCACCUGAAGAGCUU
This is a messenger RNA of Mycotypha africana, 534 nucleotides long. RefSeq names its product ankyrin repeat-containing domain protein. The record is from RefSeq and is a predicted model, not a curated record. The annotation marks the transcript as partial. Gene Ontology annotation, molecular function: protein binding. The transcript is spliced from 3 exons. NCBI's taxonomy places the organism in Eukaryota, Fungi, Mucoromycota, Mucoromycetes, Mucorales, Mycotyphaceae.